GCAACCAUAAGGGAUGACAUCAUUUUCGGCUCCAAGCUUGGCUUCGAUGAGGCGCGAUACCACGCAGUCGUUGAGGCAUGUGCUCUUGAACGCGAGCUUGUUGUUUUCGAAGCUGGUGACAUGGCUGAAAUCGGCGAGAAAAGCAUCACGCUAUCCGGUGGACAGAGAGCUCGUAUUGCCUUGGCACGCAGUGUGUGCUCGGAAGCUGACGCGAGUCUUCUGCCAGUCUAUUGUUUCCGUUAUCUUAACCGACCUCGUUACUGGAUAGUGCAUCCUUGA
Molecule: messenger RNA, 279 nt
Organism: Suillus plorans
Lineage: Eukaryota; Fungi; Basidiomycota; Agaricomycetes; Boletales; Suillaceae
Exons: 2
Biological process (GO): transmembrane transport
Cellular component (GO): membrane
Molecular function (GO): ATPase-coupled transmembrane transporter activity
Source: RefSeq, a predicted model, not a curated record